Cydia fagiglandana is the source of this 10687-nucleotide messenger RNA. It is a transcript of the gene faf, whose product is annotated as probable ubiquitin carboxyl-terminal hydrolase FAF-X. Gene Ontology annotation, biological process: cell migration; protein deubiquitination. Lineage: Eukaryota; Metazoa; Arthropoda; Insecta; Lepidoptera; Tortricidae. Gene Ontology annotation, molecular function: cysteine-type deubiquitinase activity. Gene Ontology annotation, cellular component: cytosol; nucleus. Bases 203 to 7750 code for a protein of 2515 amino acids. The transcript is spliced from 49 exons. The record is from RefSeq and is a predicted model, not a curated record.
CUAACUAUAUGUUGAAGUGUAUGUAUAUAAAUUUAUACUAAAUUUUUCCUAUUCAACGUCAAAAAAGUGUCGGUAGUGCGGAAUUUUAACAGUGAAUUGAGUAAUAUUUUGUAAUCUAAAUAUAUGACUAAGCAGUGCUGUUCGGCACUUCUCCCACCAACGUAGUUACAGAAGAGGAAAUGAAUAAAAACAUUGUAAAAUAAUGACAAUAUCAAUGAAAGAACAGGAUCAGAUGCCCGGGGAGAUUACUUUCCCUGAGGCCAAAUUAAAAGCACUUGAGGAAAAAAUAUCACAUCCCAGAUGGGUAGUACCAGUGUUACCAGAGCAGGAAUUGGAGGUGCUUCUUAUUGCUGCAACCGAAUUGGCGGCGAGGGGUGAAGAUGAGAACAACGUGGCUUGUCAACGGUUCUACAAUGAUGCACUCACAGUCUCGUUUACAAAGAUCCUGACUGACGAUGCUGUGUCCUCCUGGAAAAACAACAUCCAGCAAUGUGUGCGAUCCAAUUGCGAGAAGUUGGUCAAACUGUGUGCGAUGAAACUAAAUGAUCCUAGAUUCCUGCAUUUAUUGUCUAUGGCCUUUAAUCCCAACAACAAAUUUCACACUUUUAAUGCAUCGCGUACCUGUGAGGGAUUGUCAGCAAUCACCAACUUACCCACUGCUGGUCAAGGAUCCACACAGGAGCCGGAAGUAUUUAGUAGAUCGCAAGACCAUAGAACUCCCAGAGGGUGGCUGGUUCAUCUUAUCAAUGUAUUUGGUCACGCUGGCGGUUUUGUAAAACUGCGGGAACGAUUUGAAGAAAUAAUGGGUUUUCAAAAAUUGGAAAUCACAGCAUCUGUUAACUCAGAAGAAAAAGUUUCGACAGAGACUACUGAAAAAGAUAAUGAAGAGAAGACAAGCAAUGAAACUAACCACAGUGUUCCUAAUUGUCUUAUGAUCGCAGAAAAUAGUGAGAUCUCUUCCGGCGUGAGGAGCGAGCAGCCCUCGUCGCUGGAACAAUCCACCAGCGGCGAGACUCGCGUCGCUGCCGUGUGGCAACUGCUGCGCCCUCUCGGUCUUUGUCACGACCUCUUAACUCCACACACAGUCACCACAUAUCUCUUGCCCGUUCUGGAAUGUAUCCCUACUCUACUGGACAGCCUUACAGAUGAAGAGCUGAAGAAAGAAGCGCGGGGAAGCGAGAAUAAGACUGACACGGUAUCCUGUUUAAUAAGAGCUUGCAAAUGCGUCUCAAUAAAGACCCCACAUCACCACAGUUUGCUUAAAUCUUUGGAAAUGUUUCGCCUGAAAAUGAUACUUCGUUUGCUACAAAUGUCGUCAUUCAAUGGUAAAAUGUCGGCCCUCAAUGAAAUCAAUCAAUUAAUCAGUACCAUGUCCCAGCAACCAAAGCCGGAGUGGUUGACGCCUGCGGUGAUUACGACCUGGAUACGAGAAAACAAGGUAGUUGAUAUAGUAUUGCGGGACUCCCUCCACCAGCCGCAGUACGUGGACCGACUGGAGAAGAUGCUUAGGUUUAUGAUAAAAGAGAACUCCUUGACCAGGGAGGACUUAGAUGCCAUAUGGAAAGCGCAGCACGGAAAACAUGAAGCUAUUGUAAAAAAUUUACACGACUUACUCGCAAAACUUGCUUGGGAUUUCACACCGGAUCAACUUGAUCAUCUUUUUGACUGUUUUAAGGCGAGUUGGGCGACGUCUAGUAAGAAGCAAAGUGACAAAUUAUUGGAAGUAAUUCGACGACUAGCUGAGGACGAUAAAGAUGGUGUUAUGGCAAACAAGGUGCUGGUAUUAUUUUGGAAUUUGGCACAUUCUGACGAAGUAUGCACUGAAAUAAUGGAUGUGGCCUUGGCAAAUCUAAUAAAAAUCCUGGAUUAUAGUUGUAGUCAAGACCGUGACGCUCAGAAAACGCUUUGGUUAGACAAAUGUGUGGAGGAAUUGAAAAGUAACGAAAGAUGGGUACUGCCGGCUCUGAAGAUGAUGCGCGAGAUCUGCUGCCUGUACGAGGCGGGCGCGGGCAGCGGCGUGCGACCGCACGUGACGCGGCAGGAGCUCAUCGACCGCCUGCAGACGCAGCACUCGCUCGUCAUCCUCGUCACCGACUCGCUCACCAACUACAUGGACGGAGUGCGGGCUAAGCUUGCCGGAGAAGGGGAAAUUGACUGGGAUAACUGGUUGCCCGAUGGCAGAUAUGCCCAUGCGGCGCAAGUUCAGGAAAGGCUCAGUUUUCUGCGGUUCCUGCUCAAAGACGGACAGUUGUGGCUUUGCGCGGAACAGGCGAAGCAAAUAUGGUCGUGCCUGGCGGAGCGGCCGGCGCACCUGGGGGACCGCGAAGCCUGCUUUCGUUGGUUCAGCAAGCUGAUGGGCGAGGAACCCGAUCUAGAUCCUAAUAUAAAUUUACAUUUUUUUCGUCGGAAUAUCAUGACUUUAUCUCCAAAUUUAUUAACACAUGCUGGCAUCAAGUGUUUCGAAAGAUUCUUCAAAGCAGUAAAUUCAAAAGAAGGAAAGCUUCGCGUGAAACGACGGAGCUUCCUGCUUAACGAUGCUGAUCUCAUAGGGUUAGAUUAUUUGUGGAGGGUGAUAACGGAGUGCGACGACGAGAUCUCCGCGCGCGGGAUCGAGCUGCUGCGCGAGGUGUGCACGUGCGUGAGCGGCGCGGUGGCGCCCGCCACGCACCACGAGGCCUUCCUCACGCAGUGCUGCGCGCGCACGCAGCUCCUACAGACGGAUAUCAACCUCAACGAAGAUGCGACUGAAAGUUGUACUAGAAUGUGUAGAGUCAUUCGUGCCAUACAGGAAUAUAUAAAUGAAUGUGAUAGAAGGUUUUCAGCGGAGAGGCAAAUAUUACCGAUGUACAGAUCUGGUAGGGGCCGACAAUGCACCAUUAUAGUCAGAUUUAAUUUUCAAACUGGCCAAAGACAACUCGAUGAUAUCGAGCUAUUUUCACACUUUAACGAGGCUUUAUACUCGUUGCGAGCGGCAAUCCAAAGAAGGUUAAAAUGUGCUUCAGACACUAAUACGAAAUUAGAAUUGUUUGUAAAUAAGGUAGAACUAUAUUUAAAUGGCGAACUCUUAGAUUCGUCCCACGAUCGUAAAAUUCUUUCUCAAAUUCCCGUCCGGGACAAAACUGUGAUCGUCGCCAAAGUGUAUGACGGGCACCUGCCCACGUGCGGCAGCGACUCGAGCAGCGACUCCAGCACGUCCUCGCCGCCCGCGCCGCCCACGCCCGAGCACGCCUUGCCCGGAGUGCUUUUCGCGCAAGGUACUUGGUAUAUACCAUUCAUAUUGGAACUGGAACAUGUUGGCGUUUUGAAAAAACAUCCCCAAUUAAUGGAAGCUGCUCAUCUACUCUCCCAAAUUUGUCCGGCACACAAACUUACGGUGGAUAAACUGACGGAGGCUUUACUCAGUCGCGAGGAUGCCAAGUUAAGGGACAUGCUAUACGGGCCUGCGCCGCCCACAGUCGCGUACAACGUCGAGGUGCUGUACAGCAUGGUGAUGCCGUCCUCGGACACCAGGCUAGACCGCAGUCGGAGUUUCCAACUGGCCUGUGUUAAAAAGGCACCUUUAUUAAUUCAGUGUUUGUCCGACAAAGACUUUCUACAAGGAGCUUCGUCUCACACAAGAAGGGUGGGCUAUCUAUCUUUAGUCAGAUUGGCUAAACUAGUCUUAUACACACUGGGCCACCUCUUCGAAAUAUUGGCUCCGGAUGGCUCAGAUACAUCAGUUGACAAAGACUUUAGAAUGGACGUAACGAUUUUACGCGAAGCGCUCCAAACAGUGCCCAGUCACAACUGCGAAUUGAUAGUGAAAGCGAUUGCCGAGAAACUGGCCAACACUCUGGGCGAGCAGGUGGUGAAUAGUACAGAGGACAGCGACGUGGUGUCUUCGUUGGUGUGGUGGUGCGUACCCACGACGGCCACAGUGCGCGCUCUCUACGGGCUGGCGUUCUCCGUCGCGCAGCCCGCCGACGCCAACAGCGCUGUUCAUCCCGACGACGUCACAUUGGUACGAGAAUGUAUGGAGGUAGUCACAAUAUGCCUGGCUCUUGGCGGAGGAAGGCUGGAAGCUUUGUUGAACGAGUCAUGGUGGCAAGACACGGCGUUGUACUUGAUGAUCGACUGUCCUAAUCCUCAGGUGCGCGUGUCGUGCGCGGAGCAAUUGUUAUCAAUGUGCGCGUGGGGCGGGGGCGGCGGCGCGCGCGCCGCGCUCGAGGCGCUGGGCGGCGUGGUGGGCGAGCCGGGCGGCUCGCGGCUGCAGCGCCACGCGCGCCACGCCCAGCAGUUCCUGCAGCUGCUGUGCAGGCUCGUCUCGCUCGCCGGACCCACUUCCAGGACGCUCGAAGACCUCGCUAUUGAAGUGGCGUGGUUGAGAUCAGUGCGAGCGAAUCCAGAAAUACUCGAUGAUACGCUGCUGGAGGGACACCUUAAUUUAACCAAAGAAUUAUUUACACACGUUCCGGCACAAGUCAAGUACCAAUAUGGAGCGCAUCCUGAACACAAGGAUAGAGGUCUAAUUAGGGAAGUGACAACAGAAUUCCUGUGGCCGUACUCAUGGGCGUGGUGCCGCAUGGGGGAGGGCGACAGCUCGGGCGGGGACUCGGGCGAGCCGGCGCCGCCGCUGUGCCGCUCGCCCGGCGCCGCCGCCGCCGCCACCGAGCUGCUGCUCGCGCUCGUGCACGGCUGCGUGCCCAACAUGGCUGAGCUCGCGCAUCUACUCGAACUCAUGUUUUAUAGUGAGAAGAACGUGCCGCUGGUGGAGUGGGAGUACAUGCCUUGCGUGGGUCCGCGGCCGGCGGCGGGGCUGGCGGGGCUCAAGAACGCCGGCGCCACCUGCUACAUGAACUCGGUGCUGCAGCAGCUCUACUGCGUACGGGACGUGCGCGACGCAAUCCUCACCGUCCAAGGAGCGGCAACUGAUCCUAACGAAGAUUUCUCUGGGGAGAACCAACACUCUAUGGUAGAGAAAGUGGAGACUACUGGCGAUUACAACAUCACAAUCUUGAAACAAGUCCAAGCCAUAUUCGCACAUUUGCAUUUCAGUAAACUGCAAUAUUAUGUGCCAAGAGGGUUGUGGGCUCAUUUUAGACUUCAAGGGGAGCCAGUAAAUCUCCGAGAACAACAAGAUGCUGUAGAGUUUUUCAUGUCCCUUGUGGAAUCAUUAGAUGAAGCUUUGAAAUCAUUGGGACAAGAACAACUAAUGGCCAAAACAUUAGGAGGUACUUACUCAGAUCAAAAAAUCUGUAAAGGAUGCCCACACAGGUACUGCAAAGAAGAACCUUUCAGCGUAGUGUCUUUAGACAUAAGAAAUAUGUCACGGCUUCAGGAAUCUCUUGAAGCAUAUGUGCGAGGCGAACUUUUAGAAGGCGCUGAUGCUUACCACUGUGAUAAGUGUAAUAAGAAGGUUGUAACCGUAAAAAGGUUAUGUUUAAACAAAUUACCCCCAGUUCUAGUCAUACAACUUAAAAGAUUCGAAUACGACUUCGAAAAAGUUUGCGCGAUCAAAUUCAAUGAUUACUUUGAAUUUCCGAGAGAGUUGGAUGUUGAGCCGUAUACAGCUCGAGGUCUAGCACGCGCGGAGGGCGACGCCUCGCUCUGGGAAGGAGGCGAAGAACGGUCGCCCGAGACUCACUACCAGCUGAGCGGCAUUGUAGUGCACUCGGGACAAGCUUCCGGGGGCCACUAUUAUUCAUACGUGCUCUUGCGAGACAACGGCAGUGAAACAGGACGGUGGGUGAAACUAGACGACGGCGACGUGACCGAGUGCGCGAUGCACGACGACGAGGAGAUGAAGGCGCAGUGCUUCGGUGGCGAGUACACGGGCGAGAUAUUUGAUCCGAUGUUAAAGAGGGUCUCUUAUAAACGCCAAAAGAGAUGGUGGAAUGCAUACAUACUAUUCUAUACGAGGAAAGACACGAUUGAAAAUACUAGUCUUGUGCAGUCAAUGAGGAAUAUGAAUUUCAAGGAAAGUGCAAUUCCUAGACCUAUCUGGUUGUCAGUCCGUCGCAGCAAUAUUGCUUUUUCUCACAAUCAAGAUCAAUUUAGUUUGGAGCAUUUCAAUUUUAUGAAAAAGCUGUGCUUCUUGAGGUUACAAGUGCCGCCUGGUACAACAAAUGCUAUUUGGGGCCCAGAACACGAAGAGAUGUCCAUGCUCACAGUGCAGCUAGCAACAAAAUUCUUGUUCCAAGUUGGGUUUCACACAAAGAAGACUCUUCGAGGGCCUGCAUCAGAUUGGCACGACAUUUUAUGUCAGCACCUACGAUGUUCCCAAGUGGUCAGGUCGUGGUUUGCGACAGAUCUCUUCAAGCAUCCGCACAGAUUAUGCGACUACUUACUGUCGUGUCCAUCUGCUGAAGUAAGAGUUGUUUUCAUGAAGAUAAUUGUGCUCCUGGCUCACUUCUCAAUCCAAGACCCACCAGUGAACAGCGGGUACGGGUCUUGGGCGUCGCGCGACGAGGUGACGUCGCUCUCGGACCAGGUGCUGGCGGCGGCGCGCGCGCUGGCCGCGCCGCACCACGCCGACUCGCAGGCGCACCGCCACCUGCCCCUGCUCUUCAACCUGUUCCACGCCUACUCCGUGCUCGGCAUCAACGAGCGCCACCAGCUUUUACGGUUACGAAUACUGGACAUUGUUUUGUCCGUAUGCAUGGACGAUUCAUCAUCGUCACUGGGAAAAUACCAAUAUCCUGAAUCUGCCAAAAUACACCAGCUGGUGUCAUUGCUGGUGCGGUGUUGCGACGUGAGCGCGCGCUGCCAGUCGGCGAACGUGGCGGAGGGCGCGCCCCCGCUGCCGAACCCCUUCUGCGACCCGCCGCCCACCGUCACCGCCGCCUCUAACGUGCACAGGCCACUCCUCUCCGCUCCCGCUGCUGACAUACUCUAUAACAGGACUGGGACUUAUAUGAAGAAAUUGACAGAAGAGUGUUGCGUGUGCGAGGAGAGCAUACGACUGCUGCAGUUCCUGUGCUGGGAGCACGCGGGCUGGUCGCGCAUGGCGCUGGCCGAGCUGCUGUGGCAGAUGGCGUACGCGUACUGCCACGAGCUGCGCCGUCACGCGGACGCGCUCACCGCGCUGCUGCUCAUGGAGGACAGCUGGCAGCAGCACCGCAUACACAAUGUCAUCAAGGGCGUGUCUGAAGAGCGGCCUGGGCUGCUGGAGACGGCGUCGCGCGCUCGGGGGCAUUACCAGAAGCGCGCGUACGCGUGCGUGAAGCUGGUGGUGGGCGUGAUGUGUCGCGCGCCCAGCGCCGUGCGCGCCGUGCACGCGCAGCCGGAGGCGCGCCGCCGCUGGCGGCAGCUGCUCGCCUGGCUGCAGGAUGAACUAGACCGCAAAUAUGGACCUGGAGGAUACGGGUCGUAUGGCACGUGGUCACCGCCGGGUACAUCCAAUGAAACAUCCAGUGGAUAUUUUCUAGAAAGAAGCAAUUCGGCUCGGAAAACGCUCGAAAAAGCUUAUCAACUGUACCCUGAGGAUGAAGACGAAGAAGAGGAGUCCCGAGAGAACGUGGAGGGCGAGGUAGAGGUGGUAGCGGGCACGGAGAGCGGCGACGAAGAACCCGCGGUCGACGUGGAAGCGGGCUCGCCGUCGGCGCCCGUGCCCUCCGCCGCGCCCGCGUCGCCCGUGUCGCCCACCUCGCCCUGGUCCCCGACCGCGCUCGACGCGUCCGACACGCUCGCCGCGCCCACCACGCCGGCCGCCACGGUGUCGCCGCUCACGCCGGCCGGCCCCUCCGCCCGCGAUCCGCACGCGGCUAUUUGAGCUCCGCCCCCGCUGCCGCGCGGCUCGGAGUCACCGUCGCCGCCGCCGCUGCCUCCGCGGAAGCCGUCCUCAAAUCGCCGACCGCCUCCUCCGGUCCCCCGACGAACGGCUUCGCCCGUCCGCGAACUACAAGUAUUUAUUUUGCUUCUACAGAUUUUGUACAUAGCCGCGGGGACGGCUCGACCCACGCGUCCGUAGUGGUCUCGGACCCCAGGAUCAUAUGCUUAGCCGUAGCUUCGUUCUGUGAUGUUAACGAUAUGUGUAAAGUUCGUUCAAAAGGGCAUUUAUUAUUAAGUAUUAAAACAAAUAUUGUUUCUCGCCCUGAAAUGUACAGAAGGUGUCCCAGACGACCAGUCGAGUUGUUCACGAAGUGAUCAUCGCCGUUUACGCAUUUAGCAUUGUCGUCGUCGUUGUGGCACUUUAAUUUUUGUUAUUUAACGUCGCGCUUAUAAAGUACCAUAGUAUUUAUUACUCUCUAAUUAAGGUUAUAUUAAUUCAUAUUUUUUGCUUUCAUAGUGACCUACGUAUAUUAUAUUAUUAUCUUAAUUUAAUGUAAAGUUGAAUUAUACUUUAAAUGUCUAGAUUUAAAUGGGAAAUAUAUGUCUACAGUGGAUUCCAGAACGAAUAAAACUAACGCUGGGAGGUGAGUGUGUUUACUGAUAUUAGGCAAGUACCGAGGUAUAGUAUAAAUCUUACACCUUAAUAUGAAUGAGGAACUUGUAUUUGCAUGGUUCUAUAUUCUCUCAUUUAAAAUUUUACCGAAUUAAUGUUUUACUUGCAAAAUACUUUCUCAAAUUGCUGGAAUAAAUUUUCUAUGUCAUUCUGGAAUCAACUGUAAUUGUAAUAUGAAAACCUCAAUUUAAUCUCAAGGGACAUUAUGUGCAAGCCACUUAAAUUGAAGUGAUAGUCAGUCUAUUUUCCUUUAUAUUACCGAACUAAUUUUUUUAUAACCAAUGUGGAUGUACCAGAUUGCCAAAACCUUCAAUUUUAUGUAGUGCGAGUUUGGUAUAUCUGACAUCUAUAAAACGAGAAUUUGAAGUGUAAAUGUGCUUUUUUUGGGAAGAGAAAAGCAUAGUUGUUAUAACCAUUUUCAAAAAUGUUACUGACAAGCCAUCUCACUUGAGAUAUGUUCAACAGCAGAUGUACUGUACUCAACUUAAAAAAAUGAUCAUACAAGGGAAUUUUAUAAAGUUAUUAAAUUAUAUAUCCAAAAAACAGUUACGGUAUCGUCUUGGGUCGUCCCAUUCGUUUCUCGUUAAGUUCUUAAAUUAGUCCUAUUCUGCUUUCGUCACUCAUUCUACAUUGAAAGCCACCGACGAUUAUGAAUAAUGUAGAAUGAGUGACGAAAGCAGAAUAGGACUAAUUUAAGAACUUGAUACCACAGUUACGUGACUUCACACCUCUCCUAAUUCGUAUUGCUCAGGGUGAUAUUCCGCCUGUCCGUUUUCUUUGUCCAAUGUCAUUGCGUCUCACUCUUUCAUUAAGAAAAUGUGAGACGCCACACACAUUGGACAGAUGGAAUACCAUCCUUACAUAUUACGCAAUGUAAUAGAGGCCUUUACAUGUACACAUUUGAACAUGGUUUAAUGAGCCCUAAAUGUCGCUUGCGCUCAUGCAUUUGUACCAGCAGCUCCUAGUUACAGCGCAUAAAAGAACAUAAACUAAACUUUGAUUUAUCAAACAUACGACAACCAACCACUGUUUGUUAUAUCCUUAAUCGUCCGAUACGCACAUCUAAGUGAAAGCAUGCCGUAGGCGAUUAGAAGGAUACUUUUUUUUACUGAAUAAUUCAAUAGACAAUCAUGUGUCAAGUAGUUUUCAUUCCGUAAAAAAUAUGUCGCAUUUCUUUGGACAUAGUGUUCGUGUUCUUUCCUCGCAAAGCGUACAGCCGUUAUACCGGGCACACAUUGUUACAACUUAUUUUGGAUACGUUGAAAAGGAAUUUUCAAUAAUUGUUUGUAUUUACAUUUAUACGACUAUCGUUUUAUUAGGAUUUUGUUUGUUUACACAAACACUCUCUGUAAGUUAAAAUGUUUGAAGCAAGGGCAUAAUCACUAGGGUAUUCUGAUUAGGAAAAUGUAUUGAAAGUUUUCUGUGUCAAAAAAAUUUACAGAAACACAUCGCUAGUUUACUCUUUACUUAACUGACCUGCAAGAAGAGUAGGUACAGUAAGCAAUGAAAGUGUGUCACAAAAAAAAUAUCAAUUACUUGUUUCUAACAAGUAAACGAUGAGGAUUAUACCCUUACAGGUAUCACUAUUUUUGUUGUAACCUGUAAAUAUGAGUUGUUGGGAAAAAGUAACUUUCGGCGAAAAAGAAAUAUUAAUAAUAUUUAUGUUAACUAAUAGAGUCGGACCUAGCUGACUCUGCAUGGCAUUUUCAAUGGGAAAGUGUGGCAAUGUCAAAUUUAUACGAUAAUGUGACGUUUAUAAUGACACUACCCCACUUUUCUAUUUCAGUCGGUGCAAAGUUAGCUUAGACUGACUCUAACUGCGUGAGAGAUGUGAUUGAGUCCGGUUUAUUCAUUUUAUAUGUGUGCCAUUUCUUAUAUUCCUAGGAGGGUGCUAAUUCGCGAUAAUGAUGUAAUGUGUUUGGUUAAUAUUUGUCUUUUUAGCAGAUUUAGGAGGACUAUUGAUGAAUCGAAGAGAAGUUAGAGUAGGAAUAAAAAAUGAUAAACUAGAAAUCAAAUUUAUGAUUUAUGUUUCCAUCAACCUUUUCUCCAUCUGACUAUCAAAUUAAACAAUUAGAACAUCACUCUACAUUUUAUAAGAAUAUAAACGAAAUGGUAAAAUCCGUUACUAGCAUUCAGUUUAAGCUAACUUUUAAAUUUAAUAGAGUAAAAAACGCACUUGUAUCGAACGUUUUCGUACUAGACUUUUAGCACAACAACUUGGCAUGUUUGCCAUUGAAAAAGUGAGCUCUAGACCACCUGAUUUGU